AUGUUUUCUUUAAUAGAUUUAAUUUUCUAUUUUUUUGCAGUCCUAGUUAUUUUAUAUUGUAAACUUUCAACCAAUAAUAAUGACCAACAAACCCAACAAACCCAACAAACCCAACAACAACAACCACAACAAACCCAACCACAACAACCACAACACACCCCAACAACCCAUUAUAGUUUAGUUGAGGAUAUAGAUGAAAUAAUCAAACAACAACAACAAUAA
Molecule: messenger RNA, 222 nt
Organism: Dictyostelium purpureum
Lineage: Eukaryota; Evosea; Eumycetozoa; Dictyosteliales; Dictyosteliaceae
Exons: 1
Coding region: 1-222 (73 amino acids)
Source: RefSeq, a predicted model, not a curated record